Trichobilharzia szidati is the source of this 4192-nucleotide messenger RNA. The record is from the annotation of a GenBank genome assembly. Lineage: Eukaryota; Metazoa; Platyhelminthes; Trematoda; Strigeidida; Schistosomatidae.
CUUGACCUUUUUGUGAUGAUGUAUGUUGUCGUGUAGGCUAAUGCGCAUAUAUGUAUGCAGUUGUCUAAGCCAUCUAUCUCACACAGACACACACGUAUAUAUAGCCAUAUACACCCACGCACACAUCGAAAUGCACACAUCUACAUGUCUGCAGCAAAAUCAUCAGAAUCAACCAUACACAAUAUCCUUUUUUUUAGACAGAAAAUUCUUCUGCAAAUAACACACCAGCACAUACACAUACAAUAAAUCACAUCACAUAACAUCCGUGUUAGCUAGAGAGUGAGUGUCAUUAAGUAAGAGAUCCUGUGGGGAAUUUGACACACUUUGAAUGAACAGAAAGUUACCAGAUAAUACGGAAUAACACAGAGGAAUUAAUUAAUUAAUCAAUUAAUUAAAUAAUUUAUCAAAAGACGCUUAUUUUCACAUAUCCCACAAAAACAUAGAGGAUUAUUAAAAGAGAGAAUUUAAACAAACCGUGUUGGUAUAAGAGAUAUAAAUCAAGUUAAAACAAAUUCAAAUAUUAUUAUUACUAUUAUAUACAUAUACAUUAUGGGAUCUAAACUGUCUUGUAUGUCUAAACAGAAGGAGGGGAAUGGGAAGAUACCAAAACAGAAGCAACCAAAAAUUCUGAAAAAAAAGAAAGUGACUACUGAAACUGUUACUGUCACAACAAAAGUAGUUGAUGAAAAAUCUCAACCUCAUGAGACAACAACAACACCAGCCGAAUCUGUCACUAAUCAUGUUGUACCGACUGAAAGUGCAGUUGUCGAGGAGACAGUUAAAAUUCGUCCACAUAUCACUGUAUUAGAACCAGCUCCAUCAAAUUAUAAACUACCUGAACCAUUACCAGCCUCACCGAUCAAUAUUUCUUCAGAUUCAGUUAAACCAAAUUUAGAUAAAACAAAAUUCACUUCACAAUUGAUUAUUAAUAAGGCAACACCUGUUGAUAGUCAUAUUGCUCAACCUGUUGAUCCUGAAGCACGUGAGCUGGCUAAAGGUGGUGGCGGCGCCGGUGGGAAACCAGCUAACUGGGCAGAUUUACAUUGGGCAUUAAUUGGUAAACGUAAUCUACAAACGGAUGAACUUAAAGUUCGCGCAUUAUUCUCAUGGUUAUGUUCAAUACCAGUUGGACAAACACCAUUUUUAACCUAUGAAGAAUUACAACAAGCUGAACGUGAUGGUGUACAGUAUGCUAAAGAAGCUUUAGCCAACAAAAGUAAAAAGUUAAAAUCUGAUUCACCAGAAUUUGUCCUCAACGAAAUGUCACAUGGAAAAGCAACAUAUCUUCAAGCUUUUGAAUCUUUGUGUCAUUAUUCACAUAUACCAUGUGUAACAGUCAAAGGUUUAGCCAAGGGUGUUGAUUAUGUGGUUGGGAUGCGGUUAAGUGAUCCUCAACCGGUCAGUGAUCCACAACAACAACAACAGCAGCAACAACAACAACAACCUCAAUUAUCACCAGUUAUGAAUCGAUUACAGCAUGCAUGGAAUGCAGCUUAUCUAGAUGGGAAAUGGGCAUUAUUUGAUCCUAUGUGGGCAGCACAACGGUUAGCUGUCAGUGCUAAUACACGCUUGUCCCAAUUAGUACAAAGUGGUCAAAUGGAUUAUGAAACUGAUAUGUUCUAUUUUAAUGUUGAUCCAGCGAAAUUGAUCUAUUCACAUUUUCCAUUUGAUGAUUCCUGGCAGAUGCUUAAUCCACCGGUUACAUUAAAGCAAUUUGAAAAUAGUGUCCUAUUGAAGCCAGCAUUCUUUCGUCAUGGUCUUGGAUUAUUAUCACAUCAAGAUUGUGUUAUCCUGGCGCCGAAUAAACUUGUCAUCAAAUUGUCAAUGCCAAGAGCUUUAACUGAUCAUUUGAAAUUUACAUUCAAUUUAAAAUAUGAAGAGAAAGAUGAUAAUUUAGAUUUACCAAAUUUAUCACAGUUUGGUUUACAUGAAUUAUCAAGACGUGAUGCAACUGUAACAUUUCAUUUUCGUUUUCCAAAACCUGGUGCUUAUAAACUUACUUUAUAUGCACAACGUAUUGGUGAGAAGUUAUUUGCUGAUAUAUGUGAAUAUCGUGUAGAAUCAAGAGCAACUAGUGAUAUCAGGAUUACAGAGACUGUAUCAGGGAAUAACUCACCAUCUGGCAUAACAAUUCCACCGUUUCCGCCAACAUCACAAGCUCAUUAUGGACCGGCUGAAAAAGCUCAAGAAUUAGGCAUUACAACUGUACCGUCUGAUUUAGAAGCACAAUUACACUGUCGUACUGGUGUACUGGAGUUAAGAUUUACAACAAAGAAUCCGCAAGAUAAACUGCCACGUUUAACAGCACUUUUAAAAUCAUUAAUUCAUGAGACAAAAAUGUUAACAGAUUGUAUAUUGAUUCGAACAAUUGAAGGAGCUCCAGCCAAUAGUAUUAGCUCUGUAUCAAGUCGUAUGUCAAGUAGUAUGACUACACAAGGACCAUGUGCUCAUAUGAUUAUAUUGACAGUAUACUUUCCAACAGCUGGAGAAUACGCCUUGGAAGUUUAUGCUGCACCAGCUGAUUCAGAUGAGAAGGCAUCAUAUUUCUUGGUUUGGCAAUUUUUAAUUGAUUCUGAAUUAGGCGUUCGACUAUCCACACCAGUUAGACAACGUUUAGCCACAAUGAAUUUAGGUCCACAAGAUGAAACAUGGUCAACACUAGGCCUUAAACUACUUAGUCAUCAUGAUCCAUUAAUUCAUGUACCAACAGCAGGUGGUACUAUUGGAAUACAAAAAACACGAAGUAAAUCAGAAAUAAUGAGUCAGUAUAUGGGUCAUGGAGAUAAAUCAACUGGAGGCGUAAGUACAGGUGAUUCACUCGGUGUUCCUACAUCCUCAGCAUCACCAGGAACAUCAGAAAAACAAGAUGAAGUAAAUGAUGAAGUUCAAGAUCCGCGUAGUUAUGAUUUGAAGAUAAGAUUUUUAAAAGAAUCUCAACAGAAAAUCUAUGUGGUUGGACAAUUUGUGGAUAUAAGUACACCAGAGGAAGAGGACUGUACAACCUAUUUGUUACAACAAUGGGAAGAACCUGAAGAACCUGGGAUGAAUGAACGUCUAUCAUAUCUUAUACGUAUACCUAAAGGGGAUCAUUUCUAUAAGCUUUAUCUAUACGCUACACCAGUUGGUGAAAAUGAAUUGCCUCAAUCAUUGCCUUUAGUGUAUACUUAUUUAAUUGAAGCACCACCACGUAUUAUGGCAUCUGAAAUGCCUUAUAUCGGUGUAAAAUGGGGUGCAUUUCCUGAAAAAUUAGAACAGCAAGCAGCUGUUAAACAAGAAUCUAAAAAGUAGACAGGAUAUGUCUUCAAAAGAACAAAAAAAAGCAGAAGAGAAAAGAAAGGAUCAUCUGUAAGUUUGGCGCCAUUAUGAUCUGUAGAAAUUUAAACAAGAAUAAAGAGUUCCAUUGAACAAUAUGUUUUAUUUUUUAACUUAAUAAUGUAUUAAUAUUUUAUUGUUUUGAUCUCUUACUUGUUUAUCCUUUUUUUGAAAAAUCAAUUAUGAUUAUAAUUCAUUUUGUCCUACUAAAAAAAUGUUACCUUCUUUCGCAAUUGAAUAUGUUAUGGAGCAUUUCUUCUGUGGUUUUGUGUCUGGGUGUCCGUGUGUGUUUCUGAUUUGUAUCACAAUAAUUUUCGUCUGAAAUCAUUUUUAAAUUGUGCACUUUUGAAUUUUGAUAAUGGUAACCUAUGCGUUGUAUUCCAGUCAGUGUGUAUUCUGUGUUCAAAACUGCUUCGUGGUUUGUUUAAAUGACUAUUGAAUGUGAGAACUUCCAAGUGAGAAGUUAAACUGAAUUUCGAAUUUCCGCAAUUUUUUCCUUCUUUUGGUUGGCUGUUUGGUUGGUACAUUUAGCAAUUUGAUUGGUUAAAUACCUUCUAAAGUUGAUUGGUUGAAAUGAGGUCGUUCAAAGAAAGACCAAUCAAAUCAAUGCGACUACUUAGUAAUCAUUUCAAAGCAUGUGACUGACUGGCUUAUCGUUUUUAUCUAUAUACCAUUUUUUUUAUUAUUUGAUUUCCUUAACCACUUUGUGUUUACAUAUGUGAUAAAGAUACUUUAUUGAGAAAAAAAAUAUUGAUGGCCGUAAUUUCUUUUUAAUUCAUUUUCUACUCUUUGAUAUUAUUAUUAUUAUGUUGUUAUUGUCUGGAUUAAUUCAUUCACCCUUUUACUUUAUAAUUCACCCAUGGAAAUACAAUUUGUCAGG